AUGGUCUUGACGCUGCUUUUCUCCGCCUACAAGCUGUGCCGUUUCUUCGCCAUGUCGGGCCCACGGCCAGGAGCCGAGCGGCUGGCGGUGCCGGGGCCGGAUGGGGGCGGCGGCGUGGGCCCGUGGUGGGCUGCGGGCUGCCGCGGGCCCCGCGAGGUAUCGCCCGGGGUGGGCGCUGAGGUGCAGAGCGCCCUGGAGCGCGCGCUGCCCGAGCUGCAGCAGGCGCUGUCCGCGCUGAAGCAGGCGGGCGGCGGGAGGGCGGUGGGCGAAGGCCUGGCCGAAGUCUUCCAGCUGGUGGAGGAGGCCUGGCUGCUGCCGGCCGUGGGCCGCGAGGUGGCCCAGGGUCUGUGCGAUGCCAUCCGCCUGGACGGCGGCCUCGAUCUGCUGCUGAAGCUACUGCAGGCGUCGGAGCUGGAAACGCGCGUUCAGGCCGCGCGUCUGCUGGAGCAGAUCCUGGUGGCCGAGAACCGGGACCGCGUGGCGCGCAUCGGGCUGGGCGUGAUCCUGAACCUGGCGAAGGAGCGCGAGCCGGUGGAGCUGGCGCGCAGCGUUGCAGGCAUUUUGGAACACAUGUUCAAGCACUCGGAGGAGACGUGCCAGCGGUUGGUGGCGGCCGGCGGCCUCGACGCGGUACUGUUCUGGUGCCGCCGCACGGAUCAGGCGCUACUGCGCCACUGCGCGCUGGCGCUGGCCAACUGCGCGUUGCACGGCGGCGCAGCCGCACAGCGGCGCAUGGUGGAGAAGCGUGCCGCAGAAUGGCUCUUCCCGCUCGCCUUCUCUAAGGAGGACGAGCUGCUGCGGCUGCACGCGUGCCUCGCAGUAGCGGUGCUGGCAACCAACAAGGAGGUGGAGCGUGAAGUGGAGCGCUCCGGUACCCUAGCGCUCGUGGAGCCGCUCGUGGCCUCCCUGGACCCCGGCCGCUUCGCCCGCUGCCUCGUGGACGCCAGCGACACAAGCCAGGGCCGAGGCCCCGACGACCUGCAGCGUCUUGUGCCACUGCUGGACUCAUCGCGCUUGGAGGCACAGUGCAUUGGGGCUUUCUACCUCUGCGCGGAGGCCGCCAUCAAGAGCCUGCAGGGCAAAACCAAGGUGUUCAGCGACAUCGGUGCCAUCCAAAGCCUGAAACGCCUUGUCUCCUACUCCACCAAUGGCACUACGUCGUCUCUGGCCAAGCGUGCGUUACGUCUAGUGGGCGAGGAGGUGCCGCGACCCAUCCUGCCUUGUGUGGCCAGCUGGAAGGAGGCCGAGGUCCAGACGUGGCUGCAGCAGAUCAGCUUCUCCCAGUACUGCGAGAGCUUCCGGGAGCAACAAGUGGAUGGUGAUCUGCUUCUGCGGCUCACGGAGGAGGAGCUCCAGACGGACUUGGGGAUGAAAUCAGGCAUCACUCGCAAGAGGUUCUUUAGGGAGCUCACGGAGCUCAAGACCUUCGCCAACUACGCGACAUGCGACCGCAGCAACCUGGCCGACUGGCUGGGCAGCCUGGACCCGCGCUUCCGCCAGUACACGUAUGGCCUGGUCAGCUGCGGCCUGGACCGCUCCCUGCUGCACCGCGUGUCGGAGCAGCAGCUCCUAGAGGACUGCGGCAUCCGCCUGGGCGUUCACCGCGCGCGCAUCAUCUCGGCCGCCAGAGAAAUGCUACACUCCCCACUGCCCUGCACAGGCUGCAAGCCCAGUGGGGAGACCCCAGAUGUUUUCAUCAGCUAUCGCCGGAACUCAGGCUCCCAAUUGGCCAGCCUCCUGAAGGUGCACCUGCAACUGCAUGGCUUCAGCGUCUUCAUUGAUGUGGAGAAGCUGGAAGCAGGCAAAUUCGAGGACAAGCUCAUCCAGAGUGUCAUGGAUGCCCGAAACUUUGUGUUGGUGCUGUCGGCUGGGGCACUGGACAAAUGCAUGAAGGACCAUGACUGCAAGGACUGGGUGCACAAGGAGAUUGUGACUGCUUUGAGCUGUGGCAAGAACAUUGUGCCCAUCAUAGAUGGCUUCGAGUGGCCUGAGCCCCAGGCCCUACCUGAAGACAUGCAGGCUGUGCUCACCUUCAAUGGCAUCAAGUGGUCCCAUGAGUACCAAGAGGCCACCAUCGAGAAGAUCAUCCGCUUCCUGCAGGGCCGCUCCUCCCGGGACUCGUCUGCCGGCUCCGACACCAGUUUGGAGGGUGCUGCACCAAUGAACUCAACUUAAUGCCUCCCACUUCCCA
Molecule: messenger RNA, 2191 nt
Organism: Orycteropus afer afer
Lineage: Eukaryota; Metazoa; Chordata; Mammalia; Tubulidentata; Orycteropodidae
Gene: SARM1
Product: sterile alpha and TIR motif containing 1
Biological process (GO): negative regulation of MyD88-independent toll-like receptor signaling pathway; response to axon injury; signal transduction
Cellular component (GO): dendrite
Molecular function (GO): signaling adaptor activity; protein binding; NAD+ nucleosidase activity
Source: RefSeq, a predicted model, not a curated record